AGCCUCGGAAUUUUGGAUUAGACCCAGAUGCGAGAGUUCUCUGGAAACCCUAAUCCAAGGCCUAAUUUGCCUUGAGAGUGCAAAUCCUGUGGCCGUUGUUUUGAUGGAACCGCCAUUUUCAAGCUUAGUCUUUGUGGUUUUGGGGUUUGCUAUUAGCCUUUGUGCUCUUCUUGUCGAGACUCAAUCUCAAAAUGUUGGGGAUGCCCUCUCGCAACCUCCCUCGCCACCAUCUCCACCACCUCCAUUACCACCUCCCCCGGCAUCCCUGUCACCGCCACCUCCCAAAUCUCUGUCCCCGCCACCUCCCGAAUCUCUGUCCCCGCCACCUCCAGAAUCUCUGACCUCGCCUCCACCAGAAUCUACAAACACAACGCCUCCCCCAGAAUCUCUGAACUCGCCAUCCCGGCCAAAAUCUCCGAGCCCGCCCCCACCUCAUAAGAGGCAGAAGCCUAUAAAUGCUGGACUUGGACAUCCUCCGCCAGCCCAUCGAGGGCACAAUUACAAUAAGGGGAAGAAGAUUGGACAGUUGUUUGUCGGUAUAGCUGCCAUUCUUCAGAUUGGUGUUAUUGGGUUCUUGGUUUUCAAGAGAAGGCAGCUUCUAAAAGUCUAGGAUAGAUAUGAGACUUGUUCUUGAAUAUUUUGGCAACAGAUUUCGCACAAAUUCUUUUGUUUCACUGAGCGCAUUGUAGUUGGAGCUACUAUUGGAUUGGAAAUUCUUCGAUUGAGCACAUAAGAGUGGGGCUUUAUUGAAUUGCGAUUCUUUGGUGAAUGGGCAGCAGUAUAUGAAUCAAAGACAAAUCUAUAUGAACUGCAAAUGGAUUGGAGGAUAGGUGGCUGCUCCGAUUGGCCUCCUUGUGUUUGCUCUGGGCAUGGAUUUGGUGAAUCAAUUAUCAAUUUGCAGCCGGUUUUGUGUUCUGUAUGACAUAUGGAGUCGAGUGAUGCAGAUUUUUGCCAGAAAUCAGAAGUUUAAAUCUACUUUCACUGGUGAUGAGGGCUGUUCUUCGUACCAUUUGCGUUAUGCUCAGAUUGUGGAAGAAAUACUGGCUCCUCGUUUUAUAAGGGAUGUAUUGGUCAUCGAAUUUAUCUUUUUUCUGUUAUGUUUAUAUUCUCAGUUGUAGAUGACCGGAUAAGAAAAGGGAAGACAACGGUGAUCUAUACUGAGUGAUACUAGUCGUUGCUUUGCUUUCAUGGAGCAAGAUGAAGGGCUCAUCUGGACGUGUAAACGGAGGACCAUGGUGAUGAGAAAAAUGGCAGCUAGCUACUCAGUUUCCUUGCAGUAGAUGUGAAGUUGUGAACUGAGCACUAGUCUGAGGAAGUUGACUCCUCAAGGAGUUAGGUUGCACAAAGAGCAUAAUGUGGGCUGUUUGCACAUAAUAUAGUUUGUUCCUUGUAACUUGGAAUUGACUCGACAAAUUUUGCCUAUUUUCUCUAACAAAAAUGGAAAAAGAUAGUCUGGCCAUUUGCGUGUGUUGAAACUUCUAGGGGUAUGGGGACAGACAUGUCAUGUCCAUUUCCUUCUGUGGUUUUCAUUUUUCUCCGUGGAAUGAUCUUCGUUUCGUUC
Messenger RNA from Pyrus x bretschneideri (Chinese white pear), 1561 nucleotides. Its product is annotated as proline-rich receptor-like protein kinase PERK8. Lineage: Eukaryota; Viridiplantae; Streptophyta; Magnoliopsida; Rosales; Rosaceae. The record is from RefSeq and is a predicted model, not a curated record. The transcript has 2 exons. The coding region runs from base 104 to 610 and encodes 168 amino acids.